Olea europaea var. sylvestris is the source of this 967-nucleotide messenger RNA. RefSeq names its product probable pectinesterase 67. The record is from RefSeq and is a predicted model, not a curated record. Gene Ontology annotation, molecular function: pectinesterase activity. The transcript is spliced from 5 exons. Gene Ontology annotation, biological process: cell wall modification. Bases 120 to 854 code for a protein of 244 amino acids. Lineage: Eukaryota; Viridiplantae; Streptophyta; Magnoliopsida; Lamiales; Oleaceae.
AGAUUUCAUAAUCUAAGCAGUCAGAUACGGUAUCAAUUUUUAAUUGGAUCAUCAUCUAUAUCAGUAAAGGAGUUUACAGAGAAAAGGUGCACAUACCACGAAACAAGCCCUACAUAUUCAUGAGAGGCAAGGGAAGAGGCCGGACAACAAUCGUCUGGUCGGAGAACUCUGAGGACAGCUAUCGAUCUGCCACGUUCAAAUGUGAAGCACCACAUUUUGUUGCCUACGGCAUUAGUUUCAAGAAUGAGGCUCCCACUGGCAUUGCUUAUACAUCUCAAAACCAGUCUGUAGCAGCAUUUGUAGGAGGAGACAAGGCUGCCUUCUACCAUUGUGGAUUUUUCAGCAGCCAUAACACACUCUUUGACUCUAAGGGCAGACACUACUAUCACAACUGUUACAUUCAGGGCUCCAUAGAUUUCAUCUUUGGUCAUGGGCAAUCGAUAUAUCAUGAGUGCGAAAUUUUUGUGAUUGCUAAUAAGAGACAUGAAAUCCAAGGAUCUAUCACAGCACAUAGCAGGCAAAGCACCAAGGAAAACAGUGGCUUUGUCUUCGUCAAGGGGAAGGUCUAUGGCAUCGGUGAUGUGUACUUGGGUAGAGCUAAUGGAGCAUAUUCCAGGGUAGUUUUUGCAAACACCUACUUUUCUCGGACAGUCAUACCUCAAGGCUGGACAAACUGGAGUCAUUCGGGCAGUACAGGAAACUUACACCAAGCCGAGUAUAAAUGUCAUGGACCUGGAUCUGCUUCAACAAACCGCGCAACUUGGUCAAAACAACUCACUGAUAAAGAAGCAGCUCCAUUCCUCUCUCUAAAUUUCAUCAAAGGCAAGGAAUGGCUACCAGAAUGGUUUUUCUAGUGCAGGUGCAUCUUUACACUUCAGACAGAAAGGGCACCUCUAGCUGUAAAUUUAUCCAUGCCUAGAAGUUAGUGUAUAAAUUACUGUAUAGAAAAGCUACUGAUCAUGUAAAC